CGUUUCUCGGAACUACCAAAACGGGUACCUACUAAGGACGGGAGCAACAGCAGCAACAACAGCAGUAGUCUUCAUAUAUACCCCCAGUGGGUGGGAAGGACACUUCCCCCCACCCGGUAACAGCAGAAGCAAAACCAACAACAACAACUGGUGUAGUGGUGGUGUGGUUGAACGGUAUUUUUUGUUUGCUCGCGUUCUUCUGCAUCGGGAGUGAGUGAAAAUUGUGAAGUAAAACUUUCUAGAAUACAAAAGUGCUUGGGAAAAAGCAACAUUCUCUCAUUAAAAGUUAAUUUUUAGUUCGACAAACGACACACACGGUUGUUUCGAUUUUAGCAGUCGAACCCGCGAAGUGAGUGGUGUAAAAUCUCGUCAAUCGAAACGGAGGAAAAAAUUGAUGCGCCUGUCAGGAUGAGUGACAAAACUGUAGAAAAAGGUGACAGCAGCUCGACCGGUGAACCGGAAGAGGACAAAGAAAUGCUGCUGUCCACCAUGGAGGCGUCCCACUACUCGGCCCAGGAAGUGGCCGCCCGGCUCCGGGUUGACGUCCGGACUGGGUUGCGAUGGGCCGAGGCCAACAGCCGGUCGAAAAUCGUCGGUUACAAUGAACUGAACGCCAAGGACGAAGAACCGACGUGGAUGAAGUACGUCGAGCAGUUCAAAAAUCCUCUCAUUUUGUUACUAUUAGGUUCCGCGGUAGUGAGUGCGUGUAUGAAACAGUUUGAUGAUGCUAUCAGCAUCACGAUAGCGAUUAUUAUCGUCGUAACAGUUGCAUUCAUCCAAGAGUAUAGAUCUGAGAAAAGCUUGGAAGAACUGAAAAAGUUGGUGCCACCAGAAUGCCACUGUUUGAGAGAAGGACGAUUGGAAACAUUCCUCGCGAGAAAUCUCGUUCCUGGUGACGUAGUGUAUUUGAAUGUGGGUGAUCGGGUACCGGCCGACAUUAGGAUAUUCGAAGCGCACGACUUGUCGAUCGACGAGUCCAGCUUCACCGGUGAAACCGAACCGGCUCGCAAGAGUAUGGAGGUGGUACUGAACGUCAACAGUUCCAAGAACCACACCGGUAUGAAGAAUAUUGCCUUCAUGGGUACGCUAGUUAGGUGCGGUAAUGGAAAGGGAAUUGUAGUUAGCACCGCUGAAAAGAGUGAAUUCGGAGAGGUCUUCAAAAUGAUGCAAGCUGAAGAAGCUCCCAAAACGCCACUGCAAAAGUCGAUGGACAUUCUUGGAGCGCAGCUGAGUUUCUAUUCAUUUUGUAUCAUCGGUGCUAUCAUGUUGCUCGGUUGGAUUCAGUCGAAACCACUGGUGGAAAUGUUUACCAUCGGAGUGAGUCUGGCCGUGGCUGCCAUCCCGGAAGGUUUACCAAUCGUGGUGACAGUGACCCUCGCCCUAGGGGUGAUGCGAAUGGCCAAACGAAACUGCAUCGUUAAGAAACUGCCCACGGUGGAGACGCUUGGUUGUGUAACGGUAAUCUGCUCGGACAAAACGGGCACCAUAACCAAGAACGAAAUGACCGCUACUGUGAUCAUCACUUCUGACGGCUACAUGGCCGAUGUAACUGGUGCCGGGUACAAUGACAAUGGUGAAAUACAUAUUCGUGAUUGUAACAGUAUGGAUAAUGCCAAAAGAAGCAUCAACCAGUUGUUGGAAGCUGGUGUCGUGUGCAAUAAUGCCAUUAUUCAAGACGAUACCCUUUUGGGACAACCGACUGAAGGUGCCCUCCUGGCAGCAGCUAUGAAGAACGGACAAUAUUCAGCAGCAGAUAAUUAUUUACGGAUACAGGAAUAUCCAUUUAGCUCCGAGCAGAAAAUGAUGGCCGUCAAAGCAGUACCCAAGUAUGCGAACAACAAAGAUGAAAUCUACUUUGUCAAAGGCGCCAUCGAAAUGGUACUGCCACAGUGCACCAAGUUCUGGUACGGAGGUCAGCCAAUUACGUUGAGCAAGCAAAAUGAAGCCGAAUUUCUGCAGGAAGCGUACGAGAUUGGUAGGAAGGGUCUGCGAGUUUUGGCCAUCGCCAGGGGAUCCUCAUUUCAAGACUUGGUUUACUUGGGCUUGGUGGGUAUCACCGAUCCACCCAGACCCUUAGUGCGAGAAUCUAUCGAGUUGCUUCGUGCCAGCGGAGUGCUGGUCAAAAUGGUAACCGGAGAUGCGCAGGAAACGGCGAUGGCGAUCGCUUCCAAGAUCGGGUUGGAUAUCGUUCACAUGCAAGCCCUGUCCGGCCACGACAUCGACCAGAUGAACGACAUCCAGUUGGAGAAGGUGAUCAACACCGUCAGCGUGUUCUACCGGGUGACGCCGAAGCACAAACUUGCUAUCGUGAAAGCUUUGCAGCACAACGGUCACAUCGUCGGAAUGACCGGCGAUGGCGUCAACGAUGGUGUGGCGCUGAAGCGUGCCGACAUCGGAAUUGCUAUGGGCAAAAAUGGAACGGAUGUGUGCAAGGAGGCUGCCGAUAUGAUCCUGGUGGAUGAUGAUUUCCACACGAUUAUAGCGGCCAUCGAGGAAGGAAAGGGAAUCUUUUGGAACAUUAGGAACUUUGUCAGAUUUCAGCUGAGUACGUCGAUUGCGGCUCUUUCGUUGAUUGCCCUCUCGACGUUGAUGGGAAUUUCUAAUCCAUUGAAUGCUAUGCAAAUCCUAUGGAUUAACAUCAUUAUGGACGGUCCCCCGGCUCAGUCGCUCGGUGUCGAACCGGUAGAUCAAGAUGUGCUCAAACAGAAACCUCGCAACGUGAAACAGGCAAUGAUUUCCAAAUCGCUCAUCAUCAACGUGCUCCUUUCGGCUGGCAUCAUCAUUCUGGGAACGCUCUGGGUGUUCCAAAGGGAGAUGGCCGAUGGGACGGGCGUCACCAGCCGGGACACUACGAUGACUUUCACCUGUUUCGUGCUGUUCGAUAUGUGGAAUGCUCUGAGCUGUCGGUCACAAACCAAGAGCGUUUUCCAGAUCGGUCUGCUGACCAACCGAAUGUUCCUGCUGGCGGUGGCCUUCUCGCUGCUCGGUCAGUUGCUGGUGAUUUACUUCCCACCGCUGCAGAUGGUAUUCCAAACCGAGGCGUUGUCGGCGAUGGAUCUCGUAUUUCUCGUGUCGCUCACGUCCAGCGUGUUCAUCGUGUCCGAGCUGAAAAAGUGGUUCGAGCGCACAAUGGAACGGCGAAUGUACCGGAAGCGCACCGAGCUGGACUUUGUAUGACAAACAGCUCACGCUGGAAGAUUGCAUAAGGAUUAAGCUAAGCUGAACAACAGAUAAGAUGGAAGAAAUGAAAUGAAAAACUACCGACAUCCGGCACACAUUUCAACACAAGUAAACACUGUAAGAGACUUAUUUAAGCUUAACGUUCGAACCGGUGGGAGAAAGAGCGAGA
This is a messenger RNA of Ochlerotatus camptorhynchus, 3349 nucleotides long. RefSeq names its product secretory pathway calcium atpase (gene SPoCk). Bases 409 to 3177 code for a protein of 922 amino acids. Gene Ontology annotation, biological process: intracellular calcium ion homeostasis; calcium ion transmembrane transport; manganese ion transport. NCBI's taxonomy places the organism in Eukaryota, Metazoa, Arthropoda, Insecta, Diptera, Culicidae. The record is from RefSeq and is a predicted model, not a curated record. Gene Ontology annotation, molecular function: ATP binding; P-type calcium transporter activity; ATP hydrolysis activity. The transcript has 9 exons. Gene Ontology annotation, cellular component: endoplasmic reticulum; plasma membrane; Golgi membrane.